AUGGAUGCCUGCAUGUCACUCUUUGGGAGAAGGCGAAGACUCCCUCCAGAGGACGAAAACUCGGACGAGGACCCGCUUCUACCCACUCAUACGGAGCCCAACCGCCAAGGAGAGGUCCUCGAGCAGAACAAAAAGGUCAAGAAAGGAAAAGGUGGACGACUUAUUGACUUCCACGAAGCGGAGGCAGUUAACGGCGACAACUCACAAGGCGAUUUUCUCGAUGGGUCACGGCGGCGUGCAUCGAACACCAAGGAUGCACCUCCGACAUUGGUCGGGAAGCUCAUUGACAUCGUGGCCGCAUUCCAAGCCGGUAAAUUACCAACACAGGACCAGAUUUCUCAUUUUCUGCGAACGGUUCUCAACUCGCGAGUGUUGGACCACGUAAUUGGGGACGAAAUCCGCGAUUCCAAAUUCCUGUGUGGUUCUGGUCCGACAACGAAACGAGGUCAGCAGGUCCUUGCGAGCGUGCAAAAUGUUUUACAAGCACUGCUCGAGUUUGGCUUGGAGAAGAACGAUGACAACACCAUCCAGGAUUUCUUCUACCAGUUACGCGAAAUCGACACUGGAGAUAUGAGCAGCGGGUUCAACAUCCACUUGUCGAAGGAGAAUUUCUCCAAGGCGAAGGACGCUUCGGAAUCCAUGGCUCAUGUCGGGAAGAAGUCUGCAUCUGAAUUGAAGGACAAAGUCCCGGGCUCGUCGGAAGUAGCAAACGACACGGCGAUCCUUUUGCACGCGUUGCGAACCCUGGUCCAAUCCGCGCUGACGUCGACCAUCUUCCGGCUACUGCUGGUGGAUGUGUUUAGCAUUCUGCGAGACCUCGCUGCGCGUGGGGCAUCCGAUGUUGGGAAAGCUGCUUCCCACGUCCACGCUGCGGCCAGGGACAUGGAGAAGAAUCUGGCCGAUACAGAUGUGGGUGAAAAGGUUAAUCAGGCCAUGGAAGGAAUUCAGAAAACGGAUAGUGGCCAUGACGUUCAGGAAAAAGGAAUGGAAGUAGCAGGGAGUGCCGUUGAUACUGUCAAAGGGUUGAUGCAGAGUGCUUCGGAGAAGGCGGGAGAAUGGGGAAGCUUGGGAGCUGCGGCAAUGGAUGAGGCGAAAGAGGAUUUCUUGGCCCGAAUCCAGCAGGUAUUGAUUCGCGCCCAAGAAGAUCCGGCUUCACGAGAUGCCAUUCGUGCCAUCGUGAUUUUGGCCAGAAAGUAUGCUGACAAGGUCGCGGAUUUGGGUGAUGUAGCCGCCGACACCGCUGCAAAAGCGGCCUCAGAUCUAUCCACAGCAGCACGGGGGAUCUCGCCAAUGCCAUCGAGCACUGCUUGGAAGCCACCAGCAACAUAUCCACCGCCCAAUGACCUCUACCCGCCCGUCCCAGAUGAAAUACCUGGCGUACAUUCCAAAACAGGGGAGCAAGGGAAGCCUCUAAAGGCGGCUUUGGGAGACUUAAAGAUCAUAUUGGAGCGCGUUGCACGAGGGCACCCCAUCGACAAAUUGAUACGGGCGCUAAUCGACAUCGGCAAGGAUCUGAAAGAACUCCCGUUUGACGUGGAAGAGAUGGUCGUUAACGAAGCUGACUUUUUCGUGCGGGAUGUGAAAGGAAAGGGCAAGGAAGAAGUUCAAUCAAAUCUAGAGGGACAGCGAGGGAAAGGACGACGGAGGAAAAAGAAGGGAAAGAAAGGAGGUUCGAAGAGCAUUCAAACCCCGGACGAACAGGACAGUUCCCAAACGGCCACUCCUUUCACUACGGCGCCCCAUACUCCGGUGGCACCUUCCGAACCACCGAAAACGCCAGGCCCUCGUCCGAACGUCUUGCGAGUGUAUUUCUCCCGAAUUGGGCGGUAUCUGGACCGAGCGAUGGACGAACCGGGCUGGAUCACGUCGAGGAAGGGAUCGAAGGAAUUGGAAAAACUAUUCAAUGAUGGGAGGAUGCUUCUGAACGUCGUCGGAGAAGCAGCGGUUGAUGUUGGCGAGGCUAUAGUUGAAAGUGGCGCGGAAGAGAAUGGCCAGCAUGCAACGUCAGAGAACACUGAUGAAGCGGCUCUGAAAAUUAGGCGCCAAUUCAGGGAGCAUACGGACAGUCUCUUGAAAGAACUCGAGGCCUACAUCUCUGCCGUUGAGAACGACAGGACGGCCAUGAAGCUGCUACGUUCAUUGGAUGAACUCGCCCACGCGGUGUCUGAUCUUCUUGCAUCCGGGAAACAGAUGGCGUCGACGGCCAAAAACCAAGCACAGAAGCACUCCGCUUCCCUGGCCAGUCGACUUCGGUCCAGCGUUCGAUGGACUGAAUGGGUGGCCUGGUCAAUCCCUCGACUCUUGCAGCUGAUCCCGCCUAGUGCCAUUCCGAUUCCCAGUCUCGAGGCUCGCAGUGAAAGCGGCGGUUGGGAAGCUGGCCUGUAUGCGUUGUUUAUCAAAGGCGAUGCGUUGGAAGCAGGUGUGUCCAGCGCGAGCAAGGGCCGAAGGCGGGGAAGGGGCGGCCUUGACCCCGUUACGGGAGGCAUCGAGUCGACGUUGAUCCCGGACGAAAUCGUCUUCAAGGAGUGGACUGAAGUGAGAAUCGAUAUGGCGAAUGAAACGCCGUUGAAUAGACCGACUAUGUCCAGGAGCCACAGCUACACCAGACACUCGAUGGGAAGGGAUCACCAUCUCGUUUCCGAAAGGUCUGUGACGGCACCUCACACGCACGAACAUGAUCAUCUCCACAAUGCCCGCGUCGACACGACCUCGAGGAUUCAUAUGCAUUUCGACGGUAUACGAGCAAAAGUUGAUGGAUUGGGGUAUUACUUCAAGUACGGGCUGGACGGCGCGUGGUUUGGAUACGAGGACGAGGGGGUGAUGAACGUCGACAUUGGGAUGAGGAAGCCUCACGCAGGCUUGAGAUGCGAUAUCGAGAUCGAAUUGACCAGCGAACACACGCCUUACCACCACCAUCGGCGGACUGGGAGGGGCGGCCUUCCAGUCGGAGAGCUUGUAGGAGAGGGUAUUGAAGGCGAAGGCGAUUUCGAUAUGCUCUCGGUUCCGGAAUAUGUGAUCCAGCCACCCGGGUCUGACGCAAAGUCGCCUCCGGGCACCGCGGUCAUCGUUGAAGGAGAGGCAAGGCCCAGCAAUGCGGAAGACUCGGAGGAGGGUGUGGCAAACCUCGAUGUUCAACGGAUUAUCGAUUCGGGGGCGAUUGGUCGGGAGCGUGAACAAGUCGGAUCCGCUUCAACUGGCUUUCCGUACUCCGCAUUUGGGCAUUACAACCGAGAACUGGAACCGAUGUUCAAGGUUGUGGAUGUGAACAUUGAGAUGCAGGGUGUGAAGGUGUUGCUCCAGAAGUCGCGCCACUGGAUCCUGAACAAGGUCCUGGUGCAACCACUUGCGGGUCCCACUGUGCACUUGAUGGUGAAGCAGUUGCUUGAAGCCAAGGUUAAGGAGUCGUUGGAGGAGCUGGCGAUGGAAUUGGCACGGUUGUCGAGGGAUGCUGCUGUCCAUGGCGAGAUUAGGCGGGAGAAGACCAGGCGUCGAAAGCUUCAAGAGCGACGGGACCGAAUCGAACGAUUGGUGCGACAAGGAUACUUCGACUACCGUGCGAAUGAGGAGUUGCUGGACGAGCUGGAAGCUGAGGAUGGGUUGGUAGAGUGGAUUCAGGACUGGGCCAAUGCGAUUUCGGAGAGUGGGUCUAGGGUAGCCGGGAGAAGUGGUGAAGAGGAAGAGACCAUCCGCACUCGAACCUCCGUGAAUGCGACUUCACGAGGCCUCGUCUACCACGCUUCCACCACUCGCGUGGACACACAGCACCCAGUCGUGAUCCCGCCUAUGGUAUUCAACAAGCAGACGGGACAGAUGGAGCCUGCGAAAGAGGAGUUGAGAGGAAAACCGGAUGUGGUGGACAGGGAAACUGACCAGAGUGACAUCACUGUUGCUAUUGGCGGGGGAGCGCAGUUGUUUGCUGAUAAACAAGUUCCGUAUGGGCAUCAGAACGACGCGGCCGGUCAGGGUGAGGAAGGGCAAGGGUUGUUGAGCGAGGUGGCUGAGGCGACAAAAAGCACUGCGCGGGAGGCGAUCGGGAUCAAAGGACAAGUUGAAGCGAGAUAUCAGGAUGACCUUCGAAAGGAACGCUCUUCCGGAUGGAAGAGCAGUGCAUUUGACUUUCCUUGA
This is a messenger RNA of Coprinopsis cinerea okayama7#130, 4125 nucleotides long. RefSeq lists its product as hypothetical. The record is from RefSeq and is a predicted model, not a curated record. The coding region runs from base 1 to 4125 and encodes 1374 amino acids. Lineage: Eukaryota; Fungi; Basidiomycota; Agaricomycetes; Agaricales; Psathyrellaceae. The transcript has 5 exons.